This is a messenger RNA of Naumovozyma castellii, 2061 nucleotides long. Its product is annotated as acetate--CoA ligase. The transcript has a single exon. Lineage: Eukaryota; Fungi; Ascomycota; Saccharomycetes; Saccharomycetales; Saccharomycetaceae. Bases 1 to 2061 code for a protein of 686 amino acids. The record is from RefSeq and is a predicted model, not a curated record.
AUGACCAAUCGAAAAUACGAGAACGUUCAAGAGGCUGAAGAUGUAGGCUUCCGCUACACUCCUGACCAUUUCUAUUUUAAUCAACCAGGAAAGAGUUACGUCACGGAUAUGGCGCACUACCAGCGUCUUUAUGACGAAUCCAUUGCUGAUCCCGAGCUAUUUUUCGAUCAGAUGGCAAGAGAAUUUCUACAUUGGGAUAAACCUUACACUAAAGUCAAAUGGGGGUCCCUUGAAAAGGGUGACAUUGCAUGGUUCCUUAACGGUGAGUUGAAUGCAUGUUACAAUUGUGUCGAUAGACAUGCAUUUCAAACUCCUGAUAAGUCAGCAAUCAUUUUUGAAGCUGACGAUGAGAAGGAGAACAGAAUAAUUACUUUUUCCGAGCUUUUAAGAGAAGUUUCCAAAGUAGCCGGAGUUUUACGAUCAUGGGGAGUUCAGAAAGGUGAUACCGUCGGUAUUUAUUUGCCGAUGAUUCCAGAAGCUAUUAUUGCAAUGCUAGCCGUAGUAAGAAUUGGUGCUAUACAUUCCGUGGUCUUUGCUGGAUUUUCUGCAGCAUCAUUGAAAGACCGUGUCGUGGAUGCUGGUUGUAAAGUGGUAUUAACGUGUGAUGAAGGACGUAGAGGUGGUAAAACUAUCCAUAUGAAAAAUAUUGUAGACGAAGGAUUGAAUGGCGUGGAUUCUGUCUCCAAGAUUCUUGUCUUCCAAAGAACUGGUAAUGCUAACAUUCCAAUGACAUCAGGUAGAGAUUACUGGUGGAGUGAGGAAACGGCAAAACAGAGAAGUUAUUUACCACCUGUUCCAUGUAAUGCUGAAGAUCCUUUGUUUUUAUUAUACACGUCAGGUUCAACAGGGUCACCAAAGGGUGUGGUCCACUCUACGGGUGGCUACCUACUAGGAGCAGCAAUAACUACAAGAUAUGUGUUUGACAUUCAUCCAGAAGAUGUGUUAUUUACUGCAGGUGAUGUCGGCUGGAUUACCGGUCAUACAUAUGCCCUUUACGGACCAUUAUCACUGGGUACACCAACCAUUAUCUUUGAAUCUACUCCAGCAUAUCCUGAUUAUGGUAGAUAUUGGAGAAUCAUCGAACGAUACAAGGCCACUCAUUUCUAUGUAGCACCCACUGCAUUGAGAUUGAUUAAAAAAUCUGGUGAAUCAGAAAUUUCCAAAUAUGACAUUUCUUCCCUGCGGAUGUUAGGGUCCGUGGGCGAACCAAUUUCCCCUGAAUUAUGGGAAUGGUAUCAUGAAAAAAUUGGUAAUAAGGAUUGUGUCGUUUGUGAUACUAUGUGGCAAACUGAAUCUGGAUCCCAUUUAAUAGCACCAUUAGCUGGUGCGGUUCCAACCAAACCAGGCUCAGCUACUGUUCCAUUCUUUGGAGUUGACACAUGUAUUAUCGACCCUGUAACAGGUAUGGAAUUAAAAGGUAACGAUGUUGUUGGUGUACUUGCAGUAAAGUCACCAUGGCCUUCAAUGGCAAGGUCGAUAUGGAAAGAUCAUAAUCGUUAUGUUGAGACAUACCUGAAACCAUACCCAGGAUAUUAUUUCACGGGUGAUGGGGCUGGAAGAGAUCAUGAUGGCUAUUAUUGGAUUAGAGGCAGAGUGGACGAUGUUGUUAACGUAUCAGGACAUAGAUUAUCUACAUCAGAGAUUGAAGCUUGCAUAUCGGAUGAUGAAUAUGUUUCAGAGGCUGCUGUAGUUGGAAUUGCCGAUGAUUUGACAGGUCAAGCAGUCAUUGCAUUUGUCUGCCUAAGAGAUCCAGAUUUGAAUGCCGGUUGUGGUGAUAUCGAGACUUCAAUGGGAGGGGACGCCACUCCUCCUGACUUCCAUAGAGAACUUGUGUUACAGGUCAGAAGAGAAAUUGGACCAUUUGCUUCUCCAAAGGCAAUUAUAAUUAUUAAAGAAUUACCAAAGACAAGAUCAGGAAAAAUUAUGAGAAGAGUACUAAGGAAGAUAGUUUCAAAUGAGGCUGAUCAGCUGGGGGACUUAUCAACAUUAUCUAAUGCGGAAGCGGUCCCUGACAUUAUGGAUGCUGUCAAACAACAGUUUUUCUCAAAAUUGGCCCACUAA